CGUUUGACUAACAUGCGCAUGCGCAUGAUAAGAAACAGGAAGUGAAAUACAGAAUGAUCUGUGUUCGUAUUAGUGAUAUUUUUAUUUCUUUUUAGGGUGUGUUGACUGAAAAUCCAUUUAAAUAAAGGAAUACAAGUGAAAAUCUGAACGUUAUAUGAAUAAAUAAUUAUAUAGAAUGGAUUUGUGUAAAUGUAUACAGCAUUUAUCAGUAUUAUUUACCAUUUUACUUCAUUGCUUGGCAGAGUGUAGAGUGCUAGAUGACUACAUCCGCCAUUAUGAUGUGCUCACGUACGACACACAGGCUGUGCACGACAAUCACAUGAGACACAAACGGUCCAUUGACCCGCAUGUACAGCUGGAGUUUCGGGCCUUUGAUAAGCCGUUGAAGCUGCGGCUGAUAUCAGACAGUGGGGCAGUGUUCCCUCCUGACUUUGUUCUCGAUUUUAACGGAACAGUCGGAAAACCAGAUCUCUCCUUCCUUUACACUGGGGAGGUUUUAGGUGAAACAGGGAGCCAGGUUCAUGGGUCCAUCAUUGAAGGCGUGUUCCAGGGGACCAUCCGUGUGCCCUCUGACCUUGAGACGUACCAUGUGGAAAAGUCCCAUCGGUUCUUCGAGAAUAGGCCUGUCUUCCAUUCAGUCAUAUACAAGGAGAGCGACAUGAACUUAGACCCUUUCAGGGAGAGACGAACUCGCGAGAGACGCGAAGCUCAGGAGCUAGGUACAUGUGGAUAUGCUAAUGCUAUGGAGUGGAUGAAGCAAACCCUUGCAUCAGAAGUAAUCACCCCUAACAGGGCAAAACGGCAUGAUCAUCAGUGGCAAGAAGUCCAUUCCUCGGAAGCUUCAAGCUCAAAGUACUCUGCUAGGGCCAAUGAAAACACAGGCGAUAGGGCGAAACGGGCCGUGGAAUAUGGUUCCCUUAAGCAGGUCAACAAUCUCAAGAACUCCUGCUUCAUGUACCUCAUGUCAGACAAGACCUUAUGGGACAGGCAUAUAACCAAAGCAGGAGGUAAUGAGGAGGUAGCCAAAGAUGAAAUUUUGGCAUUUUUCUUCAGCCAUGUCAAGGCUAUCAAGGAUAUUUAUAGCGUCACCAAAUUUCAGACCUAUAGUGGAGACAUGUUCUAUACGGAUGUGUCUUUUGCUGCUCAGCGAACCAAGAUCAUGACCAAUGCAGACUGUAACGAUGCCACGUUUUCUCGAUUCUGCAAUGAGAACAUUGAUGUCAGCAACUUCCUGAAUAUGAAUUCUCUGCUAAAUCAUGACCAGUUCUGCCUGGCCUACGUGUUCACAUAUCGCGACUUCUCAGGUGGAACUUUAGGCCUGGCAUGGGUUGGCUCGCCUGGAGGUGCUUCGGGUGGUCUUUGCGAAAAAAACAAAGUAUUUAGUGAAGGUGGUCAAAGCGUACGCAAGAGUUUGAAUACCGGAAUAGUCACCACCAUCAACUAUGGAAAGGAAGUGGCCUCCAAGGUGUCCCAACUGACAUUUGCCCAUGAAGUCGGCCAUAAUUUUGGUUCUCCGCACGACUCUGGGGAUGGUUGUGCUCCAUUUGGAACAUCCGCAGCCGAUGCCAAUCAGGGAAACUACAUCAUGUUUGCAAGUGCCACUAUGGGAGACAAGCUUCAUAACAGCCAGUUCUCCACGUGUAGUAGGGAUAACAUCACACGAGUUAUGCGUGCUGUUCUUACGAGUGCCAGUAAAACUAACUGCUUUGAAAAAGAGGAGGGAGCCUUUUGUGGCAAUAACAUUGUGGAGGAAAACGAGAAGUGUGAUUGUGGUUUCUAUGGUGACUGUAAUGACAUAUGCUGCUAUGCAAUGAAUGACCAAUCAGUAACAAAAGACAAAUGGUGCACACUUAAAGGAGCAGCACUAUGCAGCCCAUCGGAAGGCCCAUGCUGUAACAAAAGUACGUGCACGUAUGCUGGUGAGAAUGGUGUAUGUCGGUCAAAACAAGACUGUGCAAGCGAAGCAAAAUGCAAUGGAUUGGGCGCUGCCUGUCCUCCGUCAACCAAGGAACCUAAUGGGAGUUUCUGCAAUGACUAUGGAUUCACCUGCAUAAAUGGGGAGUGUGCAGGGUCCCUGUGCGCGCACUUUGAAUGGGAGGAGUGUUUUACCACCGGACAAACAAAGACCAAGGAAGAGCAGGAACGGCUGUGUAGACUAGGCUGUAAACAACCUUCACAGGCAGGAACAAAUGUGUCUUCACAAUGCAUCACUUCAGACAACCCAGAUAUCAAGGAAACAGGACCGUACUUUAAAUACUACAACAUGUUGAAGAAUAUAACCAUUGGAAAAAAAGGAAAUAUUGCCGAUAUAGCCAAAGGGGUCCAAUUGGCACCAGGUUCUCCGUGCAAUAACUUCCAAGGCUACUGUGACGUUUUCCAUCGUUGCCGUGGUGUAGACGCAGAGGGACCUCUGGCACGGCUCAAGAACCUCAUCUUCAACCCAGAGACUCUGAAGGACAUUGGCAACUGGAUAGUGGAGAAAUGGUGGGCUGUUCUCUUGAUGGCCAUAGGUCUAGUCCUACUGAUGGGCCUGUUCAUAAAGUUCUGUGCUGUCCACACACCAAGCUCCAACCCUAAAGCCAAGCCAGCUCGUAAACUUAGCGAGACGAUGACAUUGCGUCGUAAACAACGUAACCCUAACGCAGCCCGCCAGCCGCAGACUGCGCCAUAUCCAGAGGGAGCCAGAGGUGGUGGUAGAGCUGAUUAUGGAAGUCAGUAUGUGCAUCAGCAGUUGCCCAGAGAGUAUGGGAGUGAUUAUAUUGAUGGGCGGUAUAAUCGUCAACAACGUCCCAGGGAUUAUAGGAGUGAUAAUUAUGAUAGCCGGAGAAAUGAAAAAAGGCAUUUGGCUGCAAAUCAAGUUUCACCCAUGUACACUUUUGAACCCACAGGGCCCGCCCCCUCCAUACCCCGGCAGCAGUACUAGUGCCUCCUCUCGGCAGGGCCCACCCCACGGGCACGGGAAAAAGGGAAAGGCUCGAAAAAGUCACCCCCACAACAUGGAAAUUAUAUAGUGUCUGGCUUAUUUCUACUAUGUAUUUUAUUUCUAUCAGUUUGAAUGAAGAACGCUGUGAGUCUCGGUGAAACAAUAUGUAUUAUUAUUUUCUCCCCUGGAUUUGUGGUUUCAUCAAAAGUAUUGACAAUUGUUUUCCUUUUGUUAAGUUUUAUUGCAUAGAUAAAGCGCAUUUGUCCCAAGCAAUUAUGCACACUCCUGUUUAAUGUGACAUGUGUAACUGGUUGAUGAUAUUUUCUUCUAUGUUUUUUGGAAUUAUUUUUAUCAGAUUAAAUGAUAAAUUUAAGUUUGAUAGAACAACAACUUUCAUUAAAAAGAUACCAAUUAAAUAAUUUCUAAUGAAUGUUUUAGAUGAACUUUAAACUUUUUGAUGUUGGAAUCUUUCAUUAAAAUUAACUCUUUUUCUUUAUCAUGAUCUUCCUUUGGUUAGUUUUAUUUUUAUAGAAAAAAGUGGCUGAAAAAUAAUCACAGAAUAUCGAAAUUGAUCAUUUUUAACCAGGUUUUCCGAAGGAAAAAACUGGUUAUUAGAUUGGCGAAUGCGGGCAGGCUGGCUGGCUGGCUGGCUGGCUGGCUGGCUGGCUGGCUGGCUGGCUGGCGGGCUAGCGGGCUGGCGGGCGGGCGGAACAAGCUUGUCCGGGCCAUAACUAUGUUGUUCAUUGUCAGAUUUUAAAAUCAUUUGGCACAUUUGUUCACCAUCAUUGGACGGUGUGUCCUGCGAAAUAAUUACGUCGAUAUCUUCAAGGUCAAGGUCACACUUUGAGUUCAAAGGUCAAAAAUGGCCAUAAAUUAGCUUGUCCUGGCCAUAACUAUGUCAUUCAUUGUGAGAUUUUAAAAUCAUUUGGCACAUUUGUUCACCAUCAUGGGACGGUGUGUCGCACGAAAGAAUCACGUCAAUAUCUCCAAUGUCAAAGUCGCCACGACUAAAAAUAUAUUUUUUUUAAAAACAAACUUACAAAGGGGGUUAAUUUUGUUUGUUCAUUUCAAAAGUUCAGUUUGAGUUUUCUCCCUUUAUCAGAUUUUUUUUCACAAUGAAAACCUGGUUUUGUGACAAUUUUGUCCCUUGUUAUUAUUGUUUUUCUAAUGCUUUUAUUUUUAUUGAUUUCAAUAUUAAAAGUUUUUUAAGUGAAAUUAUGAGAGUGUGGCUCAAACAUUAAAUUUGCAUUUAGAAAUAAAUUUCUUAAAUUUGUGGUUUGUGUUGUUUUUUUGCAAAGGUUAUUUAUAUAACAAAAUUAAGUUUUUUCACCAAUUAUGGACUGUCUUUAGGUUAUUUUCAUCAACAGAGUAUCAAAAUAUGAUGUAAUAAUGUAUAUUUUUGUAAUGUCGUGGUUACAGUUAAUUCAGGUUUUAGUUGCAUAAUUGAGUGGUUCUUGAAUAUAUUUUAAGACUUUGACCUAAUUUCCCGUAUUCUAAACUUUAUAUGUAUGUUUACAUAUCGUUAUUUCCAGUUUUAUUUUGUAAUUUUCAUAAUGAGCAAAUAUUUGGUCAUAAUGUUUGCAGAUUUGUAAAUAUUAUAUGACCUUGCAUGUUUACUACGGAAGUAAUCAAUUUUAAUAUUCUUUUAAAUAGCCUAUAUAAAAUCUGGAAAACCAUUCCAAAGUUACAUAUAAUAAACCAAUUGAAAAACAUGUUCAAGGUUUCUAUAAUUUUCAUUUUUGUGCCAUUUGGUAAAAGCCAAAGACAAGGCCAUGAAUAAAUUAAUUUUUUUUCAAUGAAAGUCAAUUUGAUACACUUUAUGUAUUUUUUUUAAUUAAACUAUAAUUAUAUAUUAUUCUUUUUGUAACAUCAUACAUGCACAAAUGUUAUUUUGUGAAUAAUUGAAAUAAAACAACAUAACCUGUACAUUGUUAUUGUUUUGUGAUGUUUUCUUUUAAGCUUCCUACAUUUUAUUUUUUUAACUUGUACAUGUAAACAAGAUGUUGAUGCCAAGAUGUAAUUACAUGUAUAUAGAGCAGGUCCGUAUUACUGUAUAUUCCCUCUUAAAUGACACCCACCCUAAGACUCUCUUCUAAUUGUUUUGAUGAUGCGCAAAUCUUGCAUCCUAAAUGAUGCCUUCACUUUGAUGUAAAUUUUAAUGUAAGUCCUCCUGUUUGGCUGCUUCAUAGUCACAGUAAGAUGGAUUUCCUUAUGCUUACACAAAUGACUUCACAGUCAAUAAGUAGACUCCUAUUAGAGGGUUCCCAUAGAGAAAAUGUGAAACCCCCAGGGGUAUUUAGCUUGAAAUUCAUUUGGUAUCCCAGAUAGAACUGGUGUCGUAUUCCAUAAACAUCUUUAGUUAUUUAUAAUUCUUUAUUAUCAUGAAAUCAGCAUUUUUGUGAGUUUAUACACAUGUAUAUUUGUGUACACAAAACUUAAGUGUUAAGGAAAUUACUGUUUUCUGUACUAUGUAGUGUUUCACAUUGUUUUGAUAGUGAUUAAUCUAUAGAAUUAUUUGUUUUUCUCUGAAUUGAACAUUUGUCAAAAUAAACUCAAGAUGUCUUUGGAGUACAAACCUGUUAUUUUUCAAGCCAGACAUUGUUUGUUAAUGCUCCUCUUAAUGAGCAUUGUCUGUUCAUCAAUUUGCCUUUAAAAAGUGUUCAAUUUUAUGACUAUAGCUUCAGUUACUAUUUUCAAGUGUGGUGCACACUUCAAUUAAUAUUGUAUUGAUUUUGAAAUGCCCAUAUUUUGAAAUCGGCUUGUAGAAUUUUUAUGUACAAAAUCACUUCUUCUGUAGGUUUAAAGAGUUUCUUUAUCUUUAUAAUUGAUGACAUUUUCUAUAUUUGUAAAAAAAUCCUUAAGUCUGUAAGGUGUUUUUUUUUUCAUUUUGUGCUUGAGGACACUUUUUAUAAGCAGGCUCAAGAGUUUUAUUUCCAUUCCAAUUAUUUUAGUUUCCUAUUUUAUUGUUUUACCAUGAUAUGUUAGACAACAUACAAUUGUUUAUUCUUCACAUGUAUCAUGCAAUAAGAUGAUAAUUUUUUAAAGUCUUUUUUUUUUAUGACAAUUUUGCAUUGGAAAUUCUUUUUAAGUACUUAAAGAUAAAACAAAAAUGUUAUAAAAACAAAUACUCAAAAAUACAAAUAUAAGGUUUUUAAAUGUUAUCGUAUAAGUUCUACACAAAAAUAGUAUUGCUGAGGGCAUCAGUGGAAACAUGUAAAUGAAGUAUUUAAAUAAUUGGAAUAAGCACAAGUGUUGGUACAAUAAUUUUAAUUGGAUUAUAUAGUUUGCAAAGCAGCUGCAUCAUUUGUGCAAAUUUGAUAAAAAAUGAACUGCAAAAGCUAAGUGUACCUGUGGGUAAAAUGAUGAUAAUUUGUACCAGAGAAAUUAUGUUAUGAUUUAUUCUAUAAAUAUGACAAGUAAUGGAAUGCUGGCAUUUCCAUUUACUUCAUGAAUGGCAUACUACCAUACUUAUAAUGGAUUAAUAAGCAGAAUUUAUUUUUCAGGAGCUUUUUUUGCAAUAAACGUGUGCUGUUAACAGGCUGUUUUUGUUACUGAAAAUUGAUAAAACACUUCUUGCCAUUAUAGUGCAUUUCUAUGAUCAUACAGAUGAAUGUUUUCACAGUAGGUGAUAUUCAAACAUAAAAGCAAGACAAGAAAACAAGAUAAUUUGUAAGGAUAAUUUAAAAUGUUGACUCAAUCAACACAAUCGCGUGUCACUUUAAUAAAUAUUAUGUGUUUUGACAAUAAAAAUAAAUGUUGAAUGAACAUAUGAACCUACAAUGAAGUUUUCUGUUAUAAAGGUCAUCAUUGGAACCAACAAAAUAUGUUUGCACUACACUAUACUAUAAUUAAGCAUAGUGGAUACGCGUUUACAUUUUGCAGAAAAGUAGCCCGUUUUAAAAAAAAAAAUUUGUAUAAUUUAAAUCAGAGUCACAUUGUGCUCUAUCUAGUUGUUGUGAUUUUUCCAUUAUGUCUGUCUUUAAAAUUGUAAGAUGUAAAAAACAGUCUACAAGGAUGUAAUGGGUAUUGUCGCCUUUCUUUAACAUGAAUUACUUACACUUGUAAUUCAAAGUUCUGUGAUCUUAUAUGCAGGACAUUUGUUUAUAUCAGAUAGAUAUAUUCAAACAAUUGGUACCAUUGUUAAUUAGCAAUAUUUGUUCUGUUACCAGAUUAUUUUUUAGAGAGUUAUUGAGUAUCUUGCACCAAUUUUCUAAUGAGAAAAGUAAGAAAUAAGAAAUAUCAAUUAUAACAAUAAAUUUACGUAUUUAGUGUACAAUAUUCAAUAAUUAAUUUAGUGCUUUUACGUUUUAUUAUUAGGUGCUCUCAGUACCAACAUUUGCUUAAAACCACAUGUAUAAAUGGACUUAAGUGUGUUGUUUUCAUAUUUAAAACAGUAAGGCUUCAUUUUUACUGCCACCCAUUAUAAAAGGUUUGAGAAAAAGUGACAUUUUAUUUGAUUGACAAUUAUUAUGUUCAUUAUAUAAAAAGGCAUGAACAUUGACAUUAAAUAGAACAGAAAAGCAGAAAUAAACACAUGAUCAUUGUUUGUUCUUAUCAUGUAUGCUUCUUUUACACUUGUAUCAUUACUCAAAUUACUCAUACAAUAUUUUGAUAAACGUCAUGGGGAAAAUGUGUUCUAUGCCAUACGUGGCCAUCAUAGCUCAUAAUGCAUAAUACUUGCUUAAAAUUCAAUGUCCUGUUAAUGUUUAAAUGGGUGGAUCAAGUGAAGCUUCACUGUAGUGUUUUAUAUCAUAGAGUGAAAAGAAUUUACUCUACUUAACAAUAAUGUUGUGUAUCUAUAUUUGACUUAUAUCCAUUCAUACUACUAUUGUAAAAAUACUGAUGAUUGUAUAUGUAAAUGAUAAUACAUUUCUACUUAAUUA
Molecule: messenger RNA, 7806 nt
Organism: Dreissena polymorpha
Lineage: Eukaryota; Metazoa; Mollusca; Bivalvia; Myida; Dreissenidae
Product: disintegrin and metalloproteinase domain-containing protein 10-like
Exons: 21
Coding region: 176-2923 (915 amino acids)
Biological process (GO): Notch signaling pathway; membrane protein ectodomain proteolysis
Cellular component (GO): plasma membrane
Molecular function (GO): metalloendopeptidase activity
Source: RefSeq, a predicted model, not a curated record